This is a messenger RNA of Dipodomys ordii (Ord's kangaroo rat), 5923 nucleotides long. RefSeq names its product collagen, type IV, alpha 2 (gene Col4a2). NCBI's taxonomy places the organism in Eukaryota, Metazoa, Chordata, Mammalia, Rodentia, Heteromyidae. Bases 99 to 5222 code for a protein of 1707 amino acids. The transcript is spliced from 48 exons. Gene Ontology annotation, molecular function: extracellular matrix structural constituent. The record is from RefSeq and is a predicted model, not a curated record. Gene Ontology annotation, cellular component: collagen trimer; basement membrane.
GCUGUGCGCGUGGCCAGCACCCCCCCUUCCCCCGAUCCCGGACCCCGAGGCUGCGCGGGACCGGACCGACCGAGCGGAGCCGAGCGGCGGCGGGCACCAUGGGCCGAGGGCCGACGACGGCGCCCGGCGCGGCCCUGCGGCGGUGGCUGCUGCUGGGGGCUGCGACCCUGUGCCUGGCCCGGGGCGUCUUGGCGGGUGUGAAGAAGUUUGACGUGCCUUGUGGAGGGAGAGACUGCAGCGGGGGCUGCCAGUGCUACCCGGAGAAAGGAGGCCGGGGCCAGCCAGGACCCGUGGGCCCCCAGGGGUUCAGCGGGCCACCAGGGCUCCAAGGAUUCCCUGGACUUCAAGGUCGCAAAGGUGACAAGGGUGAGCGUGGAGCUCCUGGGACGACUGGACCUAAAGGAGACGUGGGGGCCAGAGGCGUGUCCGGGUUCCCAGGGGCCGAUGGAAUUCCCGGGCAUCCAGGGCAAGGCGGGCCCAGGGGAAGGCCCGGCUAUGACGGCUGCAACGGGACCAGGGGCGACGCAGGUCCACAGGGACCCUCCGGCUCUGGGGGCUUCCCCGGGUCCCCCGGGCCCCAAGGACCCAAAGGGCAGAAAGGUGAACCGUACGCCUUGUCUGAAGAGGAUCGGGGCAAGUACAGGGGCGAGACCGGAGAGCCUGGGCUGGUUGGCUUCCAGGGGCCUCCUGGCCGCCCCGGGCCUGUUGGACCCAUGGGUCCAGUUGGAGCUCCAGGAAGACCGGGACCACCUGGACCCCCUGGACCAAAAGGACAGCCAGGCAACAGAGGACUUGGUUUCUAUGGAGAAAAGGGCGAAAAGGGCGACAUCGGCCAGCCAGGACCCAAUGGCAUUCCAUCCGACACCACGCUCAUCGGGCCCACGACCACCACGUACCGCCCAGAUCAGUAUAAGGGUCAAAAGGGGAGUGAGGGAGAGCCGGGGAUUCCGGGCGUCUCGUUGAAGGGCGAGGAAGGCGUCAUGGGCUUCCCAGGAGCUCGGGGUUUUCCUGGCCUCGAUGGAGAGAGAGGAGCUCAAGGACAGAAAGGAAGCAAGGGUCUGGAUGGCUUCCAGGGCCCCGGGGGACCCAGAGGACCCAAGGGAGAACAGGGGGAACGAGGCCCCCCGGGACCACCGGCCUACUCCCCCCAUCCUUCCCUGGCCAAAGGCGACAGAGGUGACCCAGGAUUCCCAGGAGCUCAUGGGGAGCCAGGAUUCCGGGGCGAGCCAGGAGACCCCGGCACGAUGGGACCCCCAGGGCCGACCAUCGGAGUUGGAGAUGAGAGGAGAGGCCUGGUGGGCGAGAUGGGCCCCAAAGGCUUUCCCGGUGACCCAGGCCUCCCUGCCCAGUACCCUGGCCUACCUGGAGUAGACGGCAAACCCGGGCUCCCGGGAGCCCCCGGGCCUGCAGGACCACCUGGACCGGACGGUUUCCUGUUUGGCCUUAAAGGAGCAGGAGGAAGAGUGGGCUACCCCGGGCCUUCCGGCUUCCCAGGCACCCGAGGACAGAAAGGGUGGAAAGGUGACUCUGGGGACUGCAAAUGUGCAGAUGAUUUUCCCGGGGGCCUCCCCGGACGACCCGGACCCAAGGGCUUUCCAGGCAUCAACGGCGAGCCCGGAAGGAAAGGCCAGCAAGGGGACCCGGGGCAGCAUGGCAUCCCUGGGUUCCCAGGGUUCAAGGGAGCCCCUGGCCUGGCUGGAAUCCCUGGCCCCAAGGGAAUAAAAGGAGACUCAAGGACCGUCACCACCAAAGGUGAGAGGGGGCAGCCAGGGGUUCCCGGUGUGCACGGGAUGAAGGGUGAUGAUGGCGUCCCCGGGCGUGAUGGGCUCGAUGGAUUCCCGGGCCUCCCGGGCCCCCCUGGCGAUGGCAUCAAGGGCCCUCCAGGGGACUCCGGCUACCCAGGCAUUCCUGGAGCCAAGGGCUUUCCAGGAGAAGCGGGACCCCCGGGACUGGGCUUACCAGGCCCAAAGGGAGAGCGUGGUUUCCCAGGAGAUGCUGGACUGCCUGGACCCCCAGGCUUUCAGGGGCCUCCCGGACCCCCAGGAACCCCAGGACAAAUAGAUUGUGACACUGGCGUGAAAAGGCCCAUUGGAGGUGAUGGACAAGAUGCUGUUCAUCCAGAUUGCGUUGGAGGACCACAGGGAUCACCCGGCCUGCAAGGAUUCCCGGGCCCCGCAGGUGCCAAAGGCCUCAGAGGAAUACCAGGAUUCCCGGGAGCUGACGGAGCCCCAGGACUCAAGGGCUUCCCGGGAGACCCAGGUCGUGAAGGCUUCCCCGGGCCCCCAGGGUUCAUGGGACCCCGAGGAUCAAAAGGGGCCGCAGGCCUCCCAGGCCCCGAUGGAUUCCCAGGCCCCAUCGGCCUACCGGGGCCAGCUGGGCCUCCUGGGGACAGGGGCCUUCCAGGAGAAGUGCUGGGGGCCCAGCCCGGGCCGCGAGGAGAUGCCGGACUGCCUGGACACCCUGGGCUCAAAGGCCUUCCAGGAGACGUAGGCCCGCCCGGAUUCAGAGGAAGCCAAGGGAUGCCCGGCGUGCCGGGGCUCAAGGGCCAGCUGGGCCUCCCCGGACCUUCGGGUCAUCCAGGACCAACCGGACCUCCCGGACGGCACGGGUUCCCAGGAGCUCCUGGGCAAGGAGGACCCCCAGGGCUGCCAGGAGCCCCAGGUCUUGGAGGCCUGCCCGGUGACAGAGGGGAGCCUGGCGAUACUGGUGCCCCCGGCCCAGUGGGCAUGAAGGGUCUCUCCGGCGACAGAGGCGAAGCUGGCUUCUUAGGCGAGCAAGGUCACAGAGGAAACCCUGGAUUUAAAGGGAUGGCCGGCAUGCCUGGCUCCCCUGGGCAGAAAGGAGAGCGUGGCUCACCUGGAAUGGAUGGCUUCCAGGGAAUGAUCGGACUCACAGGAAGACCUGGCUUCCCAGGCUCCAAAGGAGAGGCUGGGUUUUUUGGAAUACCUGGUCUGAAGGGCUUACCGGGCCAGCCAGGUGUUAAAGGCAACCGAGGAGACCCUGGUCCCCCAGGACCGCCACCCAUCAUCCUGCCGGGGAUGAAGGACAUUAAGGGGGAGAAAGGAGACGAGGGACCCAUGGGCCUAAAGGGUUACCUGGGCUUAAAAGGUAUCCAAGGAAUGCCAGGGGUCCCGGGGCUGGCAGGAAUCCCAGGCUUACCCGGGAGGCCCGGUCACAUCAAAGGAACCAAAGGAGACAUCGGAGUCCCCGGCGUACCCGGGCUGCCAGGAUUCCCCGGCGUGUCUGGGCCUCCUGGAAUUGUAGGGUUCCCAGGAUUCACAGGAAGCAGGGGUGACAAAGGUGCUCCUGGCAGAGAAGGCCUCUACGGUGAGACUGGCCAAACAGGGGACUUAGGUGAUGUCGGAGACACCAUAGACCUACCAGGAAGUCCAGGACUGAAAGGGGAACGGGGCCUUACUGGCACACCAGGUGUCAAGGGAUUCUUCGGAGAGAAAGGAACAGAGGGCGAUGUGGGCUUUCCUGGGAUAACAGGCCUGACCGGAGCCCAAGGCCCCCCCGGACCUAAAGGACAGUCAGGCUUCCCGGGGCUUGCUGGGCUGCAGGGUCCGCAGGGCGACCCGGGGCGGAUCGGAGUGCCCGGUGAGAAAGGAGACUAUGGCUGGCCAGGCAGUCCAGGCUUGCCAGGUUUUCCCGGAUUCCGCGGCAUCGGUGGCUUACACGGCCUGCCAGGCACCAAAGGCUUCCCUGGAGCGCCAGGUGCCGACAUCCACGGAGACCCGGGGUUGCCAGGCCCCAUCGGGGAGAGGGGUGAACCCGGAGAGGCCAAUACCCUUCCAGGCCCAGUGGGGGCCCCAGGCCAGAAAGGACAGCAGGGAGUGCCAGGUGAGCGAGGCCCAGCUGGGAGCCCAGGCCUGCAGGGCUUCCCCGGCAUCAGCCCCCCUUCCAACAUCUCUGGACUGCCGGGUGACGUAGGAGCCCCAGGGAUCUUCGGCCUAGAAGGAUACCGAGGCCCGCCAGGACCCCCUGGGCCUGCCGCUCUUCCUGGGAGCAAAGGAGAGGAGGGAAGGCCCGGAGCCUCGGGAAUCACCGGGUCCAAAGGAUGGGUUGGGGACCCAGGGCCCCAGGGCCGGCCUGGCGUGUUUGGUCUACCAGGAGAAAAAGGGCCAAAGGGCGAGCCAGGGCUUAUGGGCAACACUGGACCUUCCGGGCCUGUGGGUGACAGAGGCCCCAAGGGGCCCAAAGGAGACCAAGGAUUCCCCGGCGCUCCUGGCUCUGUGGGGUCCCCUGGCAUCGCGGGACAGCCCCCGAAGUUUGCUGUGCAGCCCGGAGCACUGGGUCCCCAGGGGCGGAGAGGCCCGCCUGGGGCUCAGGGGGAGAUGGGGCCCCAGGGGCCUCCUGGAGAGCCAGGUUUUCGAGGGACCCCAGGGAAGGCUGGACCUCAGGGAAGAGGUGGCGUGUCUGCUGUUCCAGGGUUCCGGGGAGACCAAGGCCCCAUGGGGCACCAGGGCCCAAUUGGACAAGAGGGGGAACCAGGCCGUCCGGGGAGCCCUGGCCUGCCUGGCAUGCCUGGGCGCAGCACCAGCAUCGGCUACCUCUUGGUGAAGCACAGCCAGACGGACCAGGAGCCCAUGUGCCCAGUAGGCAUGAAUAAGCUGUGGAGCGGCUACAGUCUGCUGUACUUUGAAGGCCAGGAGAAGGCUCACAACCAGGACCUGGGGCUGGCUGGCUCCUGCCUGGCACGCUUCAGCACCAUGCCCUUCCUGUACUGCAACCCGGGCGACGUGUGCUACUAUGCCAGCCGCAACGACAAGUCCUACUGGCUGUCCACCACCGCCCCACUGCCCAUGAUGCCCGUGGCCGAGGACGAGAUCCAGCCCUACAUCAGCCGCUGCUCCGUGUGCGAGGCACCGGCAGUGGCCAUUGCUGUCCACAGCCAAGACGUCUCCAUACCCCACUGCCCCGCCGGCUGGCGCAGCCUGUGGAUCGGCUACUCCUUCCUCAUGCACACAGCCGCUGGGGAUGAGGGCGGCGGCCAAUCGCUGGUGUCGCCGGGCAGCUGUCUGGAGGACUUCCGCGCCACGCCCUUCAUCGAGUGUAACGGGGCCCGAGGGACCUGCCACUACUUCGCCAACAAGUACAGCUUCUGGCUGACCACCAUCCCCGAGCAGAGCUUCCAGAGCUCACCCUCGGCCGACACGCUGAAGGCCGGCCUCAUCCGCACGCACAUCAGCCGCUGCCAGGUGUGCAUGAAGAACCUGUGAGGCCCCGGGCAGCAGCGGCCACGCCGGAGGCUACUUGGUGCUUAUUCUUAACUUAUUACCUCAGAUGCUUUCCCCACACUAUCUCAGUAUUGCCUUCAAAAACCAAAGGACCACAGCACUGCCCUGACCCCCGUCGGCUCCUUGGUCAGCAAGUGGGCCCUGGUCAGUCAGGACCUGCCCCUGACACUGCAGAUACCCGGCACAGCCCAUGCAUUUCCCCCACUCCUCAUACUAAACCACAGAGCUAGCACUGUAGCCGCCAGUAACAGUCCCUGCCUAUCAGUGCCUUCCGGGACGAGGCACUCUCCGUGACAGCAGAAGAGAGCGUGUGGCCAAGGAGGGCCGAGGCCAGGCCGCCCGCUCCCCGCCACCUGUCCCCCACCAUAAGCAUGGUGCUAUUUUUCAGGCCACGUGGAAGGCCUUGGUGUUUUACAUGCGGGAGUGAGCUCUCAGGCCCCCGCACCAGAACUGUCAGGCUUGUCAUGUUGAGACACUGACAGCCAUCUACAUCCUCCAUAUGCCCUUGGGGACCGUGGGGCUGGCCUUUCUGGCCACUGCCGGCUUGAUGUCCCCAGCCUGCAUCCUCCUGGAUGAACACGGGCCCCAGCCCUCCCCCUCUGCCCUGCCCAAGCUGUCUGUCCUCGCCCAACUGUCCCGUGUAACAACAUAAAUAAAAGUGAUGCUGAGCGUUUCUAACCUGG